Messenger RNA from Paramuricea clavata, 3072 nucleotides. NCBI's taxonomy places the organism in Eukaryota, Metazoa, Cnidaria, Anthozoa, Malacalcyonacea, Plexauridae. The record is from the annotation of a GenBank genome assembly.
AUGGGCCUUGUUGAGAUGCCUUCAAUACGGAUGUACUGGGAAAAAGAAACCAGAUACCCUCCAGUUACAGAAGUUAUGAGCAGGAAUAGAUUCCAGCUACUUCUUUCUCUGAUUCAUUUUGUGGACAAUGAAACUGUGUCAGAGGAAACCAAGAAAGAUCGCCUUUGGAAAAUUCGACCAUUUCUGGACAUGUUCCGAGCUCGGUGCCUUCAGACUACCCCUGCAGAACAUCAGUCCAUUGAUGAAAUGAUGAUACCCUACAAAGGCAAGUUUGGGAAUAUACGGCAGUAUGUAAGGGGUAAGCCGCAUCCAUGGGGCUUCAAAGUAUGGGCUAGCUGCUCUGUGCAUGGACUCCUUCAUGACUUUGAUGUUUAUCAGGGAAAAGGUGGAGAUAAAGGAGCAAAUGUGUUUGGCAUUGGAGGAGAUGUUGUUGUAAAACUGUGUGAAACUCUUCCAAAAGAUGUAGGGCACAAGAUAAAUAUACUGAUAAUUUCUUCACCUCAGUUGAACUGAUACAGAAAUUGUCAGAAGACGGAUUCCUUUACGCUGGGACAGUGAGAAAGAACUGUCUCGCAAAGUGCAAUGUCUUGGAGGAAAAUGCCCUGAAGAAAGGACGAGGAUCACAUGAUUUUAGAGUAGAAUCAAAGACCAAUACCGUGUGUGUUAGAUGGCAGGAUUCCAAAGCAGUAACCCUCAUGUCAAACUAUGCUGGUCCUGAACCUAUGGACAAAGCCCGUCGCUGGGACAAGAGCAAGAAAGACUACACCAACGUUGACCGCCCAUACAUCAUCAGAGAAUACAAUACUCGCAUGGGUGGUGUGGAUAUGUAAGUAUUCCAUUCGUACGCGGAGAUGGUACCUUAUACUCUUCUGGCAUUUUACCAGUAUUGGCGUAAUCAAUGCAUGGCUCCUGUACAAACGUGACUGUUCCCUACUGGGAAUCACAGGCAAGAGUGUGAUGAAGCUGUGCCAAUUCCAGUCCAAGGUUGCACAAGCACUGAUUGAGCGUGGAACCACCAGAAAGUCGGGUAGAAAUGGGACGAGGACACAAUGCCACGAUCACCUUCAGCAAGAUUAUGAAUAUGCCUACUCCACCAACACGCCGCAACUUCAUGUUGGUGGAGAAGGCAUAUUCAUAAUCUUGCUGAAGGUGAUCGUGGCAUUGUGUCCUCGUCCCAUUUCUCGGAAAGCCAGGACUGCUCGAUUAUUAACUUCGUAUGGAUGACCUUGUUUCUUUGACGUAUUGAAACAAUACUUCCACUCACACACCAUACUUUUACACUGUAGAACAAUGUAACUGGAAUAACCAUUCUUUUUUUUUCACCUUUCUUUCUUCAACUUCACUUCGCACGUCGCAACUUUUGUUGCCAACGAGCUAAAUCUAACGGGAAAAUGGACUUCUCUUGGUGGUGGCGUUAAAUCUUUUACGAACGGCAAUAACUAUAUUACUGGGGACGGAGCCAUUAAAAUCAAAUGGUAUCAAGGCAAAAAUAUAUUAAGUAUACAGGGAGUGAAAUCACAAGAUAUUGAAGACAAAAUACAGAAAAUGUCACACAUAGGAAGUGCAUAAAGCAAGUGCUCCUUCGAGGAGUGAAUGUAGUGCUUCGUGUCUUUCUCUUCACUGUAGCUCGUGUGGCCACUCUGAAGAGUUCUACACUGCAAAAAAAGUUGGUCAUUGUUUUGAAGUAAACAGGAGAAUGAUUUAUGGAAUGAGGUCUAUUGGUUGUGGAUUAUCUGGGAUGAAAAAGCUCUGCUCAACCAUGGACAUGCCCCAUACCACACAAAAGCGAUCUUGCGUGCUACCAAGGGCGUAGCUGAAUGAACCACAAAAGAUGCGUUCAAGAACUCCACAAUAUAAAAAAUGAUGAGGUUGAUGAGAAUGGAGUUCUAAAAACAGCUAUUUCAUGUGACGGUACAUAGCAAAGACGGGGACUCUCUUCGUUAAAUGGUUGUGUCACAGCAAUCUCCGUGGAGACUGGUAAAAUUUUAGAUGAGAGAUAGUAAGAGCUUUAAAUAGUGCAGUUGAAAAUAUUUACAACGAAGAAUAUGACGCUGUGGUCAAGAAGAAGGAAUGUAUCGGGCAUGUUCAAAAACGUCUUGACACAGCAUUGAGAAAACUGAAAAGAAAAAAAAGGUUAGGUGGAAAGUAAAAGUUGCCUGACAACGCGACUGACAAGAUGCAGAAUUACUAUGGAAUUGCCAUAAGAAAUAACACUGGAAAUCUUGAGGCCGUGAAGAACAAUGUCCUUGCAACAAUGCUUUUCCACUGUGCCUCAAAUGAUAAGCAUCCUUGGCACUCUACAUAUUGUCCUCCUGGUAAGGAUAGUUGGUGUGGAUAUAUGAGGGAUAAGGCUCUAAAACCCACAAAGGGAUUUGCUUCGCAGUUGAUUCUAGAAUGUUCAGCUCAGAAUUGUAAUUACUCAAGGAGCUUUUAUACAUCAGGAACUGUUCAUAAUGGUAAAGCUUUUGUGGUAAAUCGCAGAGCUGUGUUGGCUGGAAGAAACAUUGGUAUUGGUCACAGAGGACUUUCAAAAUUUGCUGCCACAAUGAACAUGCCACCACCCAUGAAUGAGAAUGCAUACCGAGAUCAUGUUGUUGCCAUCCACGCUGCUGCUGAAGUAGUUUGUAAAGAGAGCAUGAAUCAUGCACGUCAAGAAACCAAACAAUUUUACGAAGUGGAAGAGGAUGGGAACUAUAAUAUUGGUAUUUCAGCUGACGGGACAUGAACACGAAGAGGAUUUUCGUCAUGUCGAAGUCAUGUCAAAAGAGUGCAGAGAAUGCAUUUCACGGAGAAAAAAAGAAGGGGACAUAGAAGUUUCAGGAGUGGUGGGAAAGACGUCAACAUCAAUGUCAUUCAAAUUUUGAAGGGUCAUCAGGAGCAAUGGAUGCUGCUGGUUGUGUUGCUAUUUUUUAUCGUUCCGUUGAGCAGUAUGGCUUGCGUUAUAUUGAGUUUCUUGGGGAUGGGGACAGCAAAGCAUUCAAUCGUGUAACAGAAAAAGAAGUAUACAAGGGUGUGAAGAUAUCCAAACUUGAAUGUGUCGGUCAUGUUCAAAAGCGUAUAUGCAGAGCCUGA